GCUGUGCAGGAGCUGAUUCCAUUCCUAACGGCCAGAGAUGUGCUCUUGCCAGUCUGCCGCACAAUGCUGAAUCUCUUGUUCAUCCUCGCAGGCCUGAGCCUUCUGACUUCCUUGGCCCAAAGUUCUGAAAUGCCAUUUCUACACCUAACAGUGCCAGAGAAGAUUGGAGCAAACACCAACGGUGGUCAUGUUUCAGAAAGACAUGUCACUUACUCAAUCAAAAUUGGAAAAGAAAAAUUCACGCUUCUUCUUGAAAGACAAUCAUUUUUGCAUCCAAAUUUCCUGAUUUAUUCAUACAACAAAUCAAGAACGGUAUACUUAGAUACUUCAUUCUUAAAGAUGCAUUGCUUUUACCAGGGACAUGUUGCUGAGAUUAGAAAAUCAGCUGUGAUUGUCAACACCUGCUUUGGACUCAGAGGAUUAUUGCAGUUGGAUAACGUCACCUAUGGAAUAGAACCAUUGGAAUCUUUGGUAACAAAUGAGCACAUGAUUUAUCAAAUAAGGACGAAUGAAGUUGGUUAUUCCUCCCUACAAGAAAUGUACUCCUUAACCAAGAAUGCACCACACUUUUACAACAUUAUAGUCAAGUCACAUUGUGACUUUAUGGGCGCUGAAGUGGCACUUUCAGCUGAAAAAAUUGUCUACAUGUUUGGUCUUAUUAAUGCUAUGUUUUCCAAGGUCAACAUCACCAUUAUGCUGUCCUCUCUGGAACUCUGGUCGGAUGGAAAUAAGAUUUCAACACAUGGGGAUGCUGAGGAAAUACUACAGAAUUUUCUGUCAUGGAAACAAAAACCCCAUGGGAUGUCUUACUUAUUAAUUUAUAGGGAACAUGCUGCUUUUGUGGGAACAACAUAUCAUGGAACGGCUUGUGAUCCAAAGUUUGCCACAGGAGUUGCUCUGUAUCCAAAGAUGUUAACUUUAGAGGCAUUUUCAGUUGUUAUGGUACAAUUGAUUGGAAUUAAUCUGGGAUUAUCAUAUGAUAAAAUCCAUAGUUGUGUCUGUCCAGGAACUACAUGUGUAAUGAACCCUGCAGCAAUAUGGUCCAGUGGUGUAAAGUUAUUUAGCAGUUGCAACAUAGAAGAUUUCAAACAUUCCGUGUCACAGCCUACAUUUGCAUGUCUGCAGAAAGAGAAUGUUGCAAAAGUUGUUUACCAAGGAAAAAAUUCAGUUUGUGGUAAUGGAAUUUUGGAAACAAAUGAGCAAUGUGAUUGUGGUGUUCUGACGCAUUGUACUCACCCAAAAUGCUGUGAUGCUGCAGAAUGUACUCUGAUUGGAUUUGCUGAGUGUGGCUCUGGCCAAUGCUGUGAUAAAGCAACCUGCCUGAUUGCCACAAGGGGAACGCUAUGUAGGGAAAGUGAAGACCCAUGCGAUUUUCCAGAAUAUUGCAAUGGAACGUCUGAAUUUUGUGUACCUGAUGUGAGAGCUGCGAACUAUCAACCAUGUGCUAAUAAAACUGCAUUUUGUUUCAAAGGAAAAUGCAGAGACCGAGACACUCAGUGCGCAGAAGUAUUUGGAAUAUAUGCUUCCGGUUCACAUUACCUGUGUGGACAAGAAGUGAAUUCAUUGAAUGACCGAUUUGGUGUAUGUGACGGUGGUAGGUGUUCACAAAGGAACUCGCUUUGUGGAAACCUAGUUUGUUCAUGGAGAAGUACAGAUUUAAUACGAUCAAAAACCUAUGACUAUCAAUAUACUUUUUAUAGAGAUCAAUUAUGUGUGUCUGCAGCAGCAAAAGAUAAUUCCAGAACAGGACGAAACAUUGUGCAAGAUGGAACCAUGUGCAAUCAGAACAGUGCAAUUAUUUGGCGGUUUCUGGAUGCAGAUUUAGGUCCUUGA
This is a messenger RNA of Ochotona princeps (American pika), 1833 nucleotides long. Its product is annotated as A disintegrin and metallopeptidase domain 3-like. Gene Ontology annotation, cellular component: plasma membrane. NCBI's taxonomy places the organism in Eukaryota, Metazoa, Chordata, Mammalia, Lagomorpha, Ochotonidae. Bases 64 to 1833 code for a protein of 589 amino acids. The transcript has 16 exons. Gene Ontology annotation, molecular function: metalloendopeptidase activity. Gene Ontology annotation, biological process: cell adhesion; binding of sperm to zona pellucida; proteolysis. The record is from RefSeq and is a predicted model, not a curated record.